This is a messenger RNA of Mytilus californianus (California mussel), 6507 nucleotides long. RefSeq names its product protein RRP5 homolog. Gene Ontology annotation, molecular function: RNA binding; protein binding. The record is from RefSeq and is a predicted model, not a curated record. The coding region runs from base 126 to 5525 and encodes 1799 amino acids. Gene Ontology annotation, biological process: rRNA processing. Gene Ontology annotation, cellular component: nucleus; small-subunit processome; nucleolus. NCBI's taxonomy places the organism in Eukaryota, Metazoa, Mollusca, Bivalvia, Mytilida, Mytilidae. The transcript has 43 exons.
AGAGAUUUCUACCAAAAUGGCGCUGCCCAUAGAGAACUCGUGUGGAAAGAUGUCUAUGCUAAAUUAGAGAGUUUUAAAAAAACUGAAAUCUUAACUGGAUUUUGCUGUGUUUACAAUAAAGAAAUAUGGAAGCAAAUUUUCCAAGAGGUGGAGUUGCGAAGAAACAAAGUCAUGAAACAAAGAAUAGAACAGAUGAGAAAGAUUUAUUUCAAACUGGAGAAGAUGAUACCAAAAUUGAGAAAGGACAGAAAAGAAAAAAGAGAAAUGAAAAGAAGGGAACAGAAAAGAAAAACAAAAAACAGAAAGUGUUUAAUCCAAAGUCUAUUCAAUACAACACAGGCCAAAUUCAGCAGCUUUCUAUCAAGAUGUUAUCUACAGACAUGUUAGUACUGGGUUGUGUGAAGGAAGUACAUGAUUAUGAAGUGUUACUAAGUUUGCCUGGUGGUCUGUCUGGUGUAGUACCUAUAACCAAUAUAUCUGAUGCAUACCAUGACCAAUUAAAACAACUAGCUAGUCAGAGUGGGACAGAGGAUGACAUUGAAGAUUCAGAUAUUCACAGCUUACAUGAAAUAUUCAAGAUUGGAACUAUACUACCAAGUAAAAUAGUAAAUAUAGGGAAGAACACGAAAGGAAAAACUGCCAUUAAACUGACCAUCAAUCCUAAAGCAGUUAAUCAGGAAUUUGAACCAUCACAUAUAAGGGAUGGACUAGUUUUGUUUGGUAGUAUUGCCAGUCAGGAAGAUCAUGGAUAUGUAGUGGACCUUGGAGUCAAGACAGUCAAAGCUUUCCUAAAAAAUAAGGAUGCUGAACGAUACAUACAGCUGCAUAACGAUGGAUAUCCUCUGAUGGUUGGACAAUCUAUAAUAUGUAAAGUAGAAACAGGAAAGGAUAAACUAGACAUGUUAAGUGGAGAAUCUAGAACUGUCACUGUGACCAUAGAUCCUAAUAAACUGUCAUCUAAUGAGGUUCGUGGUGAAAUGGAUGUUCCAUUUAGAAGUUUAAUUCCUGGAAUGAAAGUUAACGCUACAGUAGACCAGGUAACAGAUAAUGGUGUUACAGUCAAGUUUCUGCAGUAUGGUGGUACUAUUCACAGAUCACAUCUUUCAGAAAAACCAAACAAGGCUCUCAAAAAUAAGCAGAUUAAAGCAUGUGUUCUGUACAUCCAUCCAACAACAAAAGCUGCUGUGCUGUCAAAUCUACCUCACCUUGUGGAAUAUAAAGGUGUGCCUGUGAUUGGUCAGUUUGGUCAGCUGACUGUAUGUCAGAUCGUAGAGAAUGCAGAAGUAACAAAUGCAGGAACCUAUAAUGUUCUGUUUAAAUUACCUGGAGACAUCAAAGCAACCUGUGGGAUAAAGAAUUUGAGUGAUGGUAAAAUUGCAGAUGUCCACAGUAUGUUCAAACAUGGAUCUGAACACAGGUGUAGAGUAAUGGACUUUCACUACAUAGACCAAUUAGUAACUGUUACAUUGAAACAAAGUAUAUUAGAUCAGAAGUAUAUGUCACUACAGGAUAUCGUACCAGGGGAUGUUAUUGAGUGUACAGUAGAGACCUGUGUUGAGAGAGGAGUUGGUGUCAAAUUAUCACAGAACAUUCAUGGCUUUAUACCAAACCUUCAUCUGGCUAAUUCAACAUUCAAAACUAGAGAUGUUAAAGAGUUCCAUGAAGGGAAACAACUCAAGUGUAGAGUUUUAAAUGUAGAUGUAAAGAAGAGAAAUGUAAUUUUAACACACAAGAAAAUGUUACUGAAUACCAAGUUACCGAUUCUGACAGAUUUUGAUCAGCUCAAAUAUGGGAUGGACGUAGAAGGUUACAUAGCAAAGAUUACCAAUAAAGGAGUUCUUGUAGCAUUCUUUAAUGGAAUGAAGGGUUGGGUUCCAAGGAAACAUCUGAGCACUGAAAACAUAGAAUUUCCAGAGAAAGUUUUUUUUAAAGGUCAGGUGGUGAAAGCCAAGGUUUUAUCUUGGAAUGAAGAAAAGAAGACAAUUAUUCUGUCUUUUAAUGUUGGUGCUAAAUCUUCAUUUGGAACCAAAGAGGAUGAAAGUGAAGAUGGUAUGAAGAUCGGACAGAUUAUGCAGUGUGAGGUGACUGGAAAAACAGAAACAGGUCUAGAUGUCAAACUACCAUCUUCAAAACAAGCUUUUCUACCAAUAAAGCAUCUGACAGAUUCCAUGGAAACCAGUCAUUUACUUCUUGAUAUGUAUAAUCCAGGAGAUGUCAUAGAAAAUGUCAUGUACCUGAGUAGAAAUAAUAUGCCUAUAAUGACAGCCAGAAAAUCUAUGAUAGAGUAUGGUAAAGAACAGGUGGCUGUUACAUCCAUCAAUCAGAUAAAGAUUGGCAUGAUGAUACCUGGAACCAUUCGUAAUAUAAUGUCCUAUGGGGUGUUUGUACAGUUUGCAGGUCAUUUAGUAGGACUUUCUCCAAAUAAAUUUGCUUCAGGACCCAAAUUGGAAGAUCUAAAUACAAUAUAUCACCAAGGGCAACCAGUCAUUGCCAUGGUAACAGAAGUGGACAAUGAGAAAAAUCGCUGUAUUGUCAGUUUGAGAAUGCAAGAUUGUUACCAUGGUAACGUAGAUAUUGGAAUAGACCUUCUAAGUACAUAUCUACGGGAAAUAGAUAGUGCUUGGAAUAAAGUUGUAGAGAAGAAAGGAAAGAAAAACAAGCUGAGAAGUGUGAAAAUAGGGCAGGUAACAGAGUUUAUUAUAGAAGAUUGUUCUGAAGAUGGUUUACUUGGUCAUGUGACUAAUGGGGUCAAGGGCAUCUGUACAAAAGAACAUAUGGAUAAUGAUAAUUAUGGGGAAGGAAGUAAAUUAAAAUGUGUAGUUUUGUUUAUUGAUCCUAAAAACAAAUGUGUGGAAGUGGCUGUUAAUAAACAUAUAAUAAAAACUGUAAACAGUAAACAGAAAUCAAAACACAAGGUUGAGGUUGGUCAGCAUGUAAAAGGGGAGAUUACUCUGAUCAAGAAGGAUUGCAUGAUGGCAGUAUUAAAAGGAAAAGAAGCUGGUACUGUGGUGUAUCUUCCAUCUAGAAGGCAUAUGAAUGAUGUGUUACAAGUCUUCAAAUAUAAUGUAGGCCAAGUCUUCCCCAUGAUAGUCAAAAGAAUUAUGGAUGAGCAUAUACUGUGUUGUUUUGAAUCUCACGAGAGACAGAGAAACAAUAGUGAAUGUGAAUUACAGGUUGGAGACAUUGCAAUAGUUAGUGUAAAGGAUAUACUUGAUUUCCAGCUGAAUGUGUUGUAUAAUUCAGUGCAUGGUAGAAUUCAUUUGACAGAAAUGGUAGAUUCGAUUGAAAAUGGAACAACUGUUUUAUCUCCUGGUAAAUAUAAACUUCAACAAGAAGUUAAAGCCAGAGUGGUUGGAUUUAGAGAAUGGAUACCAAAGAAAGAACAAUCGUCUUCAAAGACUCUUUCCUUACCAGAGUUUACGAUAAAACCCAGCAAUAUGGAAAAGGCAAACUUAGAUUCAGAACAUAAGUUCCAGAAAAAAGACAAAGUUGUAGGAUUUGUAACUAAAUGUGAAAAAGAUCAUGUUUGGUUACAAGUCACACCAAAGAUAAGAGGAAGAAUUGGGUUAAAUGAUUUGUCAAAAGAUCCAAAGGUGCUUGAGGAUCCCACAAAACACUUUAAAAAGGGUCAAGGUUACAAUGCUACAGUACAUAAUGUAAUGAAAGAUGGUGCUUUAGUACUGACAUUGAUAGAGAAUGCUUCAGAAAGUUUGACAAGUGGAAGUUUACAUAAAUGUGUUAUAACAUUGAUUAAGGAGGACAGAGGAUUAUUUGUACACCUUCCUGGUGGUAUUAGAGGUGUUGUAGAACUGACUGAGAUAUAUGACAAGUACACAGAUGAUCCUACAUCAGACUUCUAUGUUGGACAGUAUAUAGACUGUUCUGUUAUAAAACCUGGUAAAGAAGAUCAACACUACUUGUCCUAUAGAAAGUCCAGGAAAGUACACACCAAAAAGAUAGUAGACCCAGUACAAAGUUCUGUAGAAAAAGGACAAAUAUUACGAGGUUAUGUUGUACAAAGUACAAAAACACAGCUGCUGGUCAGUUUAGCCAAUCAGGGUACAGUGUCAGGAACAGUCACAAAGUCAUAUGUAUCAGAUCAUGGGGUAGAUGAUGUCACAGCAGCAUUCCCAGUUGGCAAGGUUGUUAUAGUCAAAGUUUUAAGCAUCUCUCCUAAAGUAGAACUCUCACUUAGGGAAAGUGACACUGGUGUUAAACAACCAAAAUCAGACAAAUUAAAAAAGAAAAGAAGAGAUUAUUUAAAUUCAGAAGAGGAAUACACUGUUCAAAAUAAUAAAAAGCAAAAGAAAAGUAGUGAAAAAAGAGAUAAAUCUGAACUGACUAAAGUGAAAAAAUUGGACCGGAAAAGAAAACUUUCAGAAUUAGAAAACGCUAAUUCAUCAUUAACUGACUUUUAUAAGAAAUCAAAGGGGACAGGCGACUCAGACAGUGGGAUAGAAGAUGUGUAUCCAGGUUAUCCUUUGCAGAAGAAUCAUCGACCAUGUGUUCAGAUAAAGAGUGGAUGGUGCUGGGAUACUGAAUACAAAUCUCCAGUGAUAACUAGAUCUACACAAUCUGAUACUGAAGAUGAUGAUGAGGAGGAAAACUCUCAGGUGGAAUCAGACCAACAGAAAACUCCAAUACAGAAAGACAAGAAAGAAGAAGAAAAGAAUUUAUUUCAGUUUGAGCAGCAUCAGUUAGUAGGGGACAUAACUCCAGAAGCAGCAGAUGGUUUUGAUAGACUUGCUCUUCAGUCUCCUAAUAGUUCUAUGGUCUGGCUUAGAUAUAUGGCCUUCCACUUAGAAACAGCUGAGAUAGAGAAAGCAAGAGCUGUGGCAGAAAGAGCUCUCAAAACAAUCUCAUUUAGAGAAGAACAAGAAAAGUUGAAUGUUUGGGUGGCAUACCUGAAUUUAGAGAACAUGUAUGGUACACCUGAAGAACUGGCUAAAGUUUUAGAGAGAGCAUUACAACAGAAUGAACCGCUAACUGUCUAUCAACAUCUCAUUAAUAUUUACUUCAAGGCAGGGAAGUUCCAGGAUGCAGAAAACACUUACAAUAUUAUGUGCAGGAAAUUCUCAUACAAAAAAGAACCUUGGAUUGGAUUUGGGUUGUUCCACUUCAAAAAUGGGAACUUUGAAGCAGCCAGAAAGAUUCUGCCAAGAUGUCUUAAAAGUCUCAGCAAAGAAAAUCAUGUAGAAACAAUAGCCAAGUUUGCCCAGAUGGAAUUUAAGCAUGGAGAACCUGAGAGGGGGAAGACAAUGUUUGAAAACAUUCUAAGUAAUUAUCCAAAACGAACAGAUUUGUGGUCAGUGUAUGUAGAUAUGGUGAUUAAAACUGCUGAUAUAGAGGCCGUUAGACAUUUACUGGACAGAGUUAUACAUAUGAAGCUGUCGGCCAAGAAAAUGAAAUUUUUCUUCAAGAAAUAUUUAGACUUUGAACAAUCUCAUGGAGACAAUAAACAUGUAGAAUAUGUAAAACAGAAAGCAUUUGAAUAUGUUGAAUCUAAGGGCUUUGUGGAUGAAUAAGUUUAUAGUUUUAAUAUUUUUAAUGGCAAUGAAACGUUUUAUGGUAACACAGGGAUGAUUUUUGCCUUAGAAUAAAAUUUAUUGAAAGGAGUAGCUAAUUAGGCUAAUAUUUGCCCAAGAAAAUGAAGUUUUAAAAUUUAUAAAUAAUAUAAGGAAUGCAUAAAAAGAAGAAAAUAAAUGAAUAAGUCAAAUUUUUAAUGUUAUGGCAUCAAAUGACAUCAUAAGAUGCAUCUAUUUUAUGAAAAUGGAAGAUUUUAUGCAGUUUUUCCAUCUUUAUUUUCUUUGUAGAAACAUUGUGUGCAGUUAAAAACAAGCUUUCUUAUAGCCAUUUACAUAAUCUUAAUAAAUGUAAAGGUUUUUUUUAGUUGUGCAUACUUUUCCAAUCCCAAAUAUACUCCGAAGCUGAUACAAAACAAGGAAGAUGAAUUUUACAAAAUAUUUAUAUUUGGUUAGUAUUUAGCCAUGGUCCCUUGACAAAGGUAACAUCUGUGUUUAAAUUUCAUGCGAGAUCAUUUAUUGUAACUUUUUAUUUUACGCUAACUUUUGGCCCUUACUGUUAUUAUUAUUAUUUGCACCUACUCCUUUAUAUGAAAACACCUCAUUCUUUCAAAAGCAAUUUUGUACCAGCUCUUACUUAUUUCAACAACAUUUGAAAACAAAAUUCAAGAAGCAAAAUACUUGAUAAAAGAUAUCCCUGGUUACAAAAUAUUGACCUUGAAUAUGUUUAAAUGUUUCAUCUGCAAUAUAAAUGUAAGAACGAGUCAGAUGGUUGUUUUAUUGAUAUCAUUUAUCGUCAUUGGAAUGAAUCUGAUAACUUAAUGUUGAAUCGAAGCUAAGUAUGAAUCUAUCAAAGUGAAAGUGUUUGUGAGAAAUGAUUGGUGUAUUGUGAAUGAUCAUUGUAAGAAAGAAUGUCAAUAUAAUUAUUAUUUAACUUUGUCAUAUAGAUAUGUGUUCAUACUCUGAUGAAAUACAACAUAGUUUA